UUUAUCAAUAGGCGUGUUUUAACUACUGUUGUUUUACCGUUACAAUCUGUCUUUUUGCUUUUGUAAACUCUCCCGUUCUUCGUUAUCAUGACCGAAGAGACUAAAUAAAUUUUAUUUAUUCAAAAACAUUUUACUAAAGAUAUAAACAACAUAAUCCCAAUGAGCAAAUGACUUUAUAUUUCAGAUACUAUCCUGACACACGAUGGAUGAGUGCUCCUGCGAUCCCCAAUUAGUGGAAGCUCUCGAGACUUCCGGUGGUAGCUUGUUGAUGAAUUAUCAACGAUUGGAAACUUUACCCGGAAAUAUAUUUUGUAAAAUUCAUUCCAAAUUAGUGAGGAGAAUAUUCGGGAAAUGUAAUUUAAUUAAAUCAAUACCUGGUGUGUUGGUGUACGUGAACAUUGUAGAGAUAUAUCUUCCAUCAAACAGGAUGACCAGACUUCCAGAGUCUAUAUGCGAUCUACAGUCGUUGGAAAGUUUAAAUUUAACCGAUAACUCGGUGGAAGAACUUCCAUCAUCAAUUGGGAAGCUGAAUAAACUAAACCAACUUAUUCUAAGAAGCAAUUGUUUAAAACGAAUACCUCCGGAAAUUGGGAACUUAGCCAAUCUAUGUAUGUUGGAUCUUGCCCAUAAUGGACUGCAUCAAGUUCCUGCUCAAAUCAAAGGAUGUAAGUCUUUGAAACAUCUCUAUUUAUCCAAUAAUAAACUGGCAACACUACAAAGACAAGUUUGCGACUUGGAAACACUGGAAGAUAUCUGUGUUGGAUCACACAAGUAA
Messenger RNA from Ciona intestinalis (vase tunicate), 775 nucleotides. Lineage: Eukaryota; Metazoa; Chordata; Ascidiacea; Phlebobranchia; Cionidae. The record is from RefSeq and is a predicted model, not a curated record.